Thamnophis sirtalis is the source of this 849-nucleotide messenger RNA. Lineage: Eukaryota; Metazoa; Chordata; Lepidosauria; Squamata; Natricidae. The record is from RefSeq and is a predicted model, not a curated record.
AUCACAGAUUAUCAUCAUGCAACUCCAUGCCACCAUUCCAGUAAAGACAGUAUUUUCUGGCUUCCACUCAAGGAAAAACAAGGAAUAAUUUUACCUCAAAAAAGCAAGCUUGAUAUUCCUAUAUUAUUUGCUCCUCUUUCUAUGAAACUCUAUGAAACUUUUAUUGUUAUUGAAGUUAAGAAGGUACAUGAAGAAAACUGGACUUAUGAUGACACAUUUGAAUUAAGGGAAGCAGUCAACAGCCAAACUGUAAUAAUAAAGGAUGAAGAACUUAAAGGACUCCGUUGGAUCUACCCAAUUUAUGGAAUUCCUGAAGCUCUGGCCAAUGAAUCAGCUCCAGCUGUUAUAUGCUGCCGUGCCUGCAGUAGAUUGGAGGAAAAGUUAGAAGUGCUAUUAACUGGUGUGGUUCCUGGGACAACUGCUUCACAAAUACUCCAAGAUACUGCAAUGUUAACUCUUUCUCAGAGCAUGUCAUCUCCAAUUCAUGAUGAAAUUCAAGUUAUUGAUGGAUUCUCCACAACAGAUGACGUUAUGUAUGAAAUUCAAUUUGAAUCUGAAAGAAUGAAUUCUCAGCUGAAAUCUGCAGUAGCAAUAAACUUGAUAAAGAAAGAGCGAGAUCUGAAAACUGGAAUUGUGACUUUGAUCUUUAACAUAAUAUUUACACCCUACAAACCAACAAGAUACCCAGAGCCUUACACAGCAUACUUUCUACCAGGCAGUGAUUCUGAAUUCACUGUAUCUCCUCAAGCUGGGGAGCUUCUUCCACUUGACACAGCAGGAACCUGCAUUACUGUUGGAUUCAAGCCCAGUAUGUACAGCAAAAACCACAAAGCCACUCUGGUAAUACAG